This is a messenger RNA of Cercocebus atys (sooty mangabey), 3457 nucleotides long. RefSeq names its product FERM domain containing 4A (gene FRMD4A). The record is from RefSeq and is a predicted model, not a curated record. Gene Ontology annotation, cellular component: bicellular tight junction; cytoskeleton; adherens junction. Gene Ontology annotation, biological process: establishment of epithelial cell polarity. The coding region runs from base 144 to 3272 and encodes 1042 amino acids. The transcript has 24 exons. Lineage: Eukaryota; Metazoa; Chordata; Mammalia; Primates; Cercopithecidae.
AGCAAGACCCUGUCUAUAAAAAUAACAUAAAACAAGAUGAGCCUGAUAAUAUCUACCUCUUGUCUUACGAGGACUAUGGGUUCAACACAUAUUAAGUAUUUCCAAAACCAUACAACUGAUAAUAAUUAGCAGCUAACAUUGUGAUGAGUAUAUACUUUGUACCAGAUACAGCACUAAGAAAUUUCCAAAUAUUAAUGACGGAGGGCCGCCGAUGUCAAGUACAUCUUCUUGAUGACAGGAAGCUGGAACUCCUAGUACAGCCCAAGCUGUUGGCCAAGGAGCUUCUUGACCUUGUGGCUUCUCACUUCAAUCUGAAGGAAAAGGAGUACUUUGGAAUAGCAUUCACAGAUGAAACGGGACACUUAAACUGGCUUCAACUAGAUCGAAGAGUAUUGGAACAUGACUUCCCUAAAAAGUCGGGACCUGUGGUUUUAUACUUUUGUGUCAGGUUCUAUAUUGAAAGCAUUUCAUACCUGAAGGAUAAUGCUACCAUUGAGCUUUUCUUUCUGAACGCGAAGUCCUGCAUCUACAAGGAGCUUAUUGACGUUGACAGUGAAGUGGUGUUUGAAUUAGCUUCCUAUAUUUUACAGGAGGCAAAGGGAGAUUUUUCUAGCAAUGAAGUUGUGAGGAGUGACUUGAAGAAGCUGCCAGCCCUUCCCACCCAAGCCCUGAAGGAGCACCCUUCCCUGGCCUACUGUGAAGACAGAGUUAUUGAGCACUACAAGAAACUGAACGGUCAGACAAGAGGUCAAGCAAUCGUGAAGUACAUGAGCAUCGUGGAGUCUCUCCCAACAUACGGAGUUCACUAUUACGCAGUGAAGGACAAGCAGGGCAUACCGUGGUGGCUGGGCCUGAGCUACAAAGGGAUCUUCCAGUAUGACUACCAUGAUAAAGUGAAGCCAAGAAAGAUAUUCCAAUGGAGACAGUUGGAAAACCUGUACUUCAGAGAAAAGAAGUUUUCCGUGGAAGUUCAUGACCCACGCAGGGCUUCAGUGACAAGGAGGACGUUUGGGCACAGCGGCAUUGCAGUGCACACGUGGUAUGCAUGUCCAGCAUUGAUCAAGUCCAUCUGGGCUAUGGCCAUAAGCCAACAUCAGUUCUAUCUGGACAGGAAGCAGAGUAAGUCCAAAAUCCAUGCGGCACGCAGCCUGAGUGAGAUCGCCAUCGACCUGACCGAGACGGGGACGCUGAAGACCUCGAAGCUGGCCAACAUGGGCAGCAAGGGGAAGAUCAUCAGCGGCAGCAGCGGCAGCCUGCUGUCUUCAGGUUCUCAGGAAUCAGAUAGCUCGCAGUCGGCCAAGAAGGACAUGCUGGCUGCCUUGAAGUCCAGGCAGGAAGCUCUGGAGGAAACCCUGCGUCAGAGGCUGGAGGAACUGAAGAAGCUGUGUCUCCGAGAAGCUGAGCUCACGGGCAAGCUGCCAGUUGAAUAUCCCCUGGAUCCAGGGGAGGAACCACCCAUUGUUCGGAGAAGAAUAGGAACAGCUUUCAAGCUGGAUGAACAGAAAAUCCUGCCCAAAGGAGAGGAAGCUGAGCUGGAACGCCUGGAACGAGAGUUUGCCAUUCAGUCCCAGAUUACAGAGGCUGCCCGCCGCCUAGCCAGUGAUCCCAACGUCAGCAAAAAACUGAAGAAACAAAGGAAAACCUCGUAUCUGAAUGCACUGAAGAAACUGCAAGAGAUUGAAAAUGCGAUCAAUGAGAACCGCAUCAAGUCUGGAAAGAAACCCACCCAGAGGGCUUCGCUGAUCAUAGACGAUGGAAACAUUGCCAGUGAAGACAGCUCCCUCUCAGAUGCCCUUGUUCUUGAGGAUGAAGACUGUCAGGUUACCAGCACAAUAUCCCCCCUACAUUCUCCUCACAAGGGACUCCCUCCUCGGCCACCAUCGCACAACAGGCCUCCUCCUCCCCAAUCCCUGGAGGGACUCCGACAGACGCACUGUCACCGCAGCGACUAUGACAGGUCUCCCAUCAAGCCCAAAAUGUGGAGUGAGUCUUCUUUAGAUGAACCCUAUGAGAAGGUCAAGAAGCGCUCCUCUCACAGCCAUUCCAGCAGCCACAAGCGCUUCCCCAGCACGGGAAGCUGUGCGGAAGCAGGCGGAGGAAGCAACUCCUUGCAGAACAGCCCCAUCCGCGGCCUCCCGCACUGGAACUCCCAGUCCAGCAUGCCGUCCACGCCAGACCUGCGGGUCCGGAGUCCCCACUACGUCCAUUCCACGAGGUCGGUGGACAUCAGCCCCACGCGACUGCACAGCCUUGCACUGCACUUUAGGCACCGGAGCUCCAGCCUGGAGUCCCAGGGCAAGCUCCUGGGCUCGGAGAACGACACCGGGAGCCCCGACUUCUACACCCCGCGGACUCGUAGCAGCAAUGGCUCGGACCCCAUGGACGACUGCUCGUCGUGCACCAGCCACUCGAGCUCGGAGCACUACUACCCGGCGCAGAUGAACGCCAACUACUCCACGCUGGCCGAGGACUCGCCGUCCAAGGCGCGCCAGCGGCAGAGGCAGCGACAGCGGGCGGCGGGCGCACUGGGCUCGGCCAGCUCGGGCAGCAUGCCCAACCUGGCGGCACGCGGGGGCGCGGGGGGCGCAGGGGGCGCUGGGGGCGGUGUGUACCUGCACAGCCAGAGCCAGCCCAGCUCGCAGUACCGCAUCAAGGAGUACCCGCUGUACAUCGAGGGCGGCGCCACGCCCGUGGUGGUGCGCAGCCUGGAGAGCGACCAGGAGGGCCACUACAGCGUCAAGGCUCAGUUCAAGACCUCCAACUCCUACACGGCGGGCGGCCUGUUCAAGGAGAGCUGGCGCGGCGGCGGCGGCGGCGACGAGGGCGACACGGGCCGCCUGACGCCGUCGCGAUCGCAGAUCCUGCGGACUCCGUCACUGGGCCGCGAGGGUGCCCACGACAAGGGCGCGGGCCGUGCUGCCGUCUCAGACGAGCUGCGCCAGUGGUACCAGCGUUCCACCGCCUCGCACAAGGAGCACAGCCGCCUGUCGCACACCAGCUCCACCUCCUCAGACAGCGGCUCGCAGUACAGCACCUCCUCCCAGAGCACCUUCGUGGCGCACAGCAGGGUCACCAGGAUGCCCCAGAUGUGCAAGGCCACGUCAGCUGCCUUACCUCAAAGCCAGAGAAGCUCGACACCGUCAAGUGAAAUUGGAGCCACUCCCCCAAGCAGCCCCCACCACAUCCUAACCUGGCAGACUGGAGAAGCAACAGAAAACUCACCCAUUCUGGAUGGGUCUGAGUCUCCACCUCACCAAAGUACUGAUGAAUAGAGGAGCUACAAUGAUAGCUGUUUCCUGGAUUCCUCCCUCUAUCCAGAACUAGCUGAUGUCCAGUGGUACGGGCAGGAAAAAGCCAAGCCCGGGACCCUCGUGUGAGCCAGCCCGGCCUAAUCUGACCGCCUCAACGCCAUUCUGAGAUCACCUCACUGCCUCUCAUUUGCCUUACCCAGACGCAC